Messenger RNA from Carcharodon carcharias (great white shark), 3906 nucleotides. RefSeq names its product sorting nexin 9b (gene snx9b). The coding region runs from base 374 to 2221 and encodes 615 amino acids. Gene Ontology annotation, cellular component: cytoplasmic vesicle; plasma membrane. The record is from RefSeq and is a predicted model, not a curated record. Gene Ontology annotation, biological process: endocytosis; protein transport; cleavage furrow formation. Gene Ontology annotation, molecular function: protein binding; phosphatidylinositol binding. The transcript is spliced from 18 exons. NCBI's taxonomy places the organism in Eukaryota, Metazoa, Chordata, Chondrichthyes, Lamniformes, Lamnidae.
CGGUUUUCCACAGUAUUUGUAAAUACAUUUGCUUUUAAAAACACAAGCAGCCGUGUUGAAACGUCAUGCUGACAAGUUGUGUUACGGAGCCCAGCCUAAUAAGGCGUAUAUCUGAACAAGACGGGCAUUAAAAUAUCUCAAAUUAUUUAUCUUGGUGAGGUCAGGAGGUUAACUUUUUCUCUAGUUUCGGCUGUUGUGGAAACCGUUUGAAGUUCUGCAAAUCAAGAGUUUGUUGAGGUCAAAGGCCAUUUCUGUAUUAGUGAUUUAUUAAAUAUUCCGUGUCUGGCACAGGAGCAAGAAAAAUCCACCCUAGCGGAGUUAACUUGAGUAAAGCCGAGGAAGUGAAACCAGUUACAGAGAGCGAGGCGGCGGAAUGGCUAAGGCCCGUGUUUUGUACAACUUUGCAGCUGAACCUGGAAAUGACGAGCUGACGGUUAAAGAAGGAGAGAUCAUCACUAUUGCCAAUCGGGAUGUCGGUGGUGGAUGGUGUGAAGCAGCAAAUGCUCAAGGAAUGACUGGGCUUGUUCCAACGGACUAUGUAGAAAUGAUUUCAGAAAGUGUACCCUUGGGACCUGGUGGAAAAACACAGAACACGUCAACUAACUUGGCAGCUUUUGAUCCCUUCUCGUCAACUCAAGCUGGUUAUAGUGGUAGCCCAGUGUUUGGAAGUUCAUUCACCUCUAACACUAACAAUCAGACAAACAACGCAGAUGAUCCCUGGUUCAACUGGAAUCCUAGUUCUGCUGGGACCUGGAGCACUAAUAAUGCAGGUAACAGUGGAAAUGCCUGGAGUGCAGUAAACUGGCCGACAAACGCAGAAAGUUCAAAUGCACAGAAAAAUAGCACUGCAGACAAUUGGGACAUGACUGGCUAUGGUCAUCCACAGGCCUACCAGGGCCCAGGUGUUGCAGAGGAUGACGAAUGGGAUGACGAUUGGGACGAGCCCAAACCGUCUCCAAAUAUUCUUCCUCGCACAGAGUCUGAGUCAGCAGAGACUGGUUUGUCUCGUGGAGCUCCUCGCAACAGUUCUGUGAAAAUGUCACUCAAUAGAUUUCCAACCUUUUCCAAACAUGGGCCUGAAGUCUAUCUACUUUCAAAGCAGCCAGUAAAAACUACGGAGAAGAUUACAGUCCAUAAGGGCGAAAUUGGUCCAGUUUGGAACUAUCCAUCUUCCUCAUUGAGUUGUGUGGUGGCUGAUCCAAAAAAGGGAUCCAAGCUGUAUGGAUUGAAGAGUUACAUCGAAUAUCAAGUGACACCAAAUAGCACUAACCGGUCAGUCAACCACAGAUACAAGCAUUUUGACUGGUUAUAUGAACGCCUACUCAUCAAGUUUGGUUCUGCCAUUCCAAUUCCUUCACUUCCAGAUAAACAAGUUACAGGGCGCUUUGAAGAGGAAUUUAUCAAGAUGAGAAUGGAAAGGUUGCAGGGUUGGAUGAACAGAAUGUGUCAUCAUCCUGUCGUUUCAAACAGUGAGGUCUUUCAGCUCUUCAUCACUUACCGGGAUGAAAAGGAAUGGAAAUUAGGCAAGAGGAAAACUGAAAAGGAUGAUAUUGUUGGUGUCAUGAUCUUUUCAACAGUGGAGCCACCAGCAGAGGAUAUUGGCCUACUAGAAGCAGAACAGAAGGUUGAACUGUUCAGUAAAUUUACGAAGGCCAUGGAUGAUGGGGUUAAAGAGCUGCUCAAUGUGGGACAGGAGCAUUGGAAAAGGUGCACAGGAGCACUGCCUAAGGAAUAUCAGAAGAUAGGAAAAGCUUUGCAGAACCUUUCACAGGUCUUUACAACUAGUGGUUAUGAAGGUGAAUCCAUUUUGACAGAUCCUUUAACUGAAGCAGGAAAGACAUAUGAAGAAAUUGCUAACCUCUUUGCAGAACAGCCCAAAAAAGACCUACAUUAUCUGAUGGAAACCAACCAAGAGUACAAAGGAUUACUCGGAUGUUUCCCUGAUAUCAUUAGUGUCCACAAGGGAGCUAUAGAGAAAGCAAAAGAAGGUGACAAGUUGGUUGCUUUAAAUAAAGUAACACCACAGGAAAAGAACACCAUGGUGAAUCGUAUCGGAACAAUGUCCUACACAUUCCAAGCUGAAAUGAAUCACUUCCACAACAAUCGAAUUUAUGAUUACAAUUCUGUAAUGCAACUCUACCUACAGCAACAAGUUGAGUUUUAUGAGACGAUUGCAGCAAAGCUGAAGCAAGCAUUGACCCAUUUUACAGUACAACAGUAAACCAUGCCAGCACAAUUAGCCUCAACUGAUUACUUGGUGGAGGGAUCCUGUGCUCUGAAAAGUGAAAGAAAAACCUAGCAAAGACACCUCAAAAUCAGGUUUUGUUUGAUAUAAUGUUAAACGUACAAAGCAGUUGUUUGGACCAUAUCGGUUAUUUUUCUACUUCUGUGCAAAUGGUGUGAAACUUUUAGUAUUGUUCUUCUCUAACUCUGUGCAAGCAUAAACUAAGUGAACUUUUUUUGUUACUUUACCUGUUUAUUUCUAUUUUUGUAAAAAUUCUUUUCUGUUCUGUACUUUUGUGAUACAUGACUUUGUUAUCUGAACAAAACACAUUGUGGAAGACAUUGACAUGUGAUUUCAGUUUGCUUUUCUAUCUUUUAUUUUGUGCAAUUUGUAAAAUUUUCUGUCCAUGAUGCAUUCUAUGAAUGAAGUGGUCAGGAACGAGAUUAAUCUUAAAACCAAGUCGAGGAGAUUUCUGAAACAGCCGUUUAUUUGCAAGAAUUCCCAAAUGCCAAUACUCCAUUGACAGUCAUUUAAGAUGUCCAGCACAAUAAUGAAGACGUUUGGAGGGGAAACCUCAUGUUGUGCAUAAACUUCAUUGUUUUGAAUUAUCAUUUUUGUACUAAGAUACCAAGAAUGCACCAGACCUCGUGCAAUGUGUCUUAAGCAUUCCAGCAUUGAGCUUUCCUGUUUAUUCUUGACCAAAUUUUAAACCAUUAUACAAGACUUCAUUUGUCCCCUUUUUAGUGCCAGCUUUAGUAAAAUCGUGUCAAAGGGGUGACAUUCUGAAAAGCUUCUGAGAAAUCGUUGGUUUGAAAUUUGUAUUUUGUUUUGAAGUACAUGAGAUUUUUUUUGCAAUAUCACCAUUUUUUUGACUGCUUUAUUAUUAUUACUUAGGUUAUCAAGCUACCAGAGGAAAUUGCUAUUUGGAGAGUUAAAUGUUAAUAACGUUGUAGGCAGAAUGAUUGCUGUUCUCAAAUGGUUACCAGUUCUUUCCAGAGUCUAGCCCCUGAACUUCAGGGACUUUGAGCUCUAUUCAUUUGCCAAAAAUAUGAAAGCCAUUCUGAAUAGAAGUAUUUUUUUUUGUUGCCUAUAGCCUUGCUUAUAUUUAAAUUUAAUAUACAAAGAUACUCUGUAAUUAUACAGAUACAUUUAUGAAUCUAGGAGGAUUAUAAGAGCAUGUUUGCACCAAAGAUAAGUAUUUAAUUUUGUAUUUACAUUAUUUUUGGAUUGUGAACUAAUAAAUGUUCCAUGCUUAUACAUUUUUGAAAUUUGACUUCAUGCUAUACAAGCAGUAAGCUUGAGAAAGAUAAAUUUAAAUUCAAUGGAAAAUGUAAUGGGGGAAGAGAGAACACAUCGGCAUUGGAAUAGAUGAAGAAACUUCUCUACAUAAAGUAAUUAAACUGGAAUAUUUUAGAAAUAUAAAUGUUUUCACUAACUGUAUUUGCCUCCAGUGCUCGGGUUAAGAUAUAUGAAAAUUGCACUAAAAUGGAAAUCUUAAAUUGUUGAGAUUUAUAUGAACUCCAAUUCUUCCUGAUUCGUUAUGAAAUAUAUUUUCUAGAGUGCUAACUGUACACAAUGUAUAUAAAAAUAUAAUGUAAAUUAUCACAAAUGUAUUUUUUGUUAAAUGCCAUGUAAGGAAGUUUUGUUGAAAUUAAAUAUCAGAUUUAUCUUCUCGACCCUUC